CUUUCACAGAGGUUUCAGCAUGAGAUCACUGCGGUCACAGCUGAUGCUGAUCAACACUUUCCCCAAACUCCCCAAAUUCUAGGAGAGCCCUUGUAAGGAGAAAGUGAAGAAAGCUCCGCCCGGUGCUCGGGGCUGCUGUACACCUGCAGGGCGGCGAGGCUGCAGGAGAGCAGAGACGGGAGUGGUGACGGUGAUGAGGACAGAGACAAAUCUGCAAGGUGGGAGUAAAAUGAUCCCCUGGCUGCUCCUGUCACAGAGUCGUUGUGAGGACCCGGAGGGAGACGUGAAAGCACUUGAGAGUUUGAGGAAGAAAGAAGGGUCCACAGCAUCCCUGGUUCGUGCUGGUCUCAGCCUGUGGACAGUGCAGGCGGCUGCCAGGCGCUCCAAGGAGCACAGCCUCAACGGCUCCCUGUCUGUGCGCAUGUCCAGCUGGGAGCUGGUUCUGCCGGAGGCCGCCACCAGCCAGGACGCCUGGAGAAGCAGCCAGAGCUGGGGUGUGAACAUGCUUCUCCGCCAGGUGGCCCUCAGAGCCCCCAGCACUGUUCAGCUGCCGUUGUCUGGCAAGAGCACCCCAGGUACCAUCAGGGUCACUGCCGACUCAGCUGUGCUGGGUUUCCUCCUGCAGGAUAAGCACGAGAAGGCAGGGAAUGGCACCAGUGCACGCAGUGUGACCGAUGUCCUCAGCCAGAACAGCAGCCAGGCCUUGCCGGGAGAGCUCAAGCUGAGAGGGCAGCUGUGGGCCCAGACAGGGAGCCUCGGGGGCCAGCGUCCAUGCCGAUGUGGCCAGCCUGGCUCUGGGUGGGGUCUGCACCUGGGGCCCCAGGCACGGCCAGCUCUCAGGCGGGCUGAGUCACAUCAGCACCUUGACUGCAGCAGGUGCUGAGGCCUCCCCUUCUACUGGGACAGCCAUGGACACUUCCAGUUGUGCUUCUCCCCAGAGCACAACACACAGUCUGGUCGCUGGGCUGGUGGUGAGCGUGGAUGGACGGCGAGCAGCUUCACAUUGCUCUACAGAGGAGGGGACAGGGCAGCUGCGAGGGGGUGGCCCUGGGGCUGCACCACAACUUCUCAGUU
Manis javanica (Malayan pangolin) is the source of this 1074-nucleotide messenger RNA. RefSeq lists its product as uncharacterized. Lineage: Eukaryota; Metazoa; Chordata; Mammalia; Pholidota; Manidae. The record is from RefSeq and is a predicted model, not a curated record.